Messenger RNA from Schizophyllum commune H4-8, 1746 nucleotides. RefSeq lists its product as uncharacterized. Lineage: Eukaryota; Fungi; Basidiomycota; Agaricomycetes; Agaricales; Schizophyllaceae. The record is from RefSeq and is a predicted model, not a curated record. The coding region runs from base 54 to 1520 and encodes 488 amino acids. The transcript is spliced from 3 exons.
ACCAGCUGCAGACGCCGAUCCGCGUGAGCUCGUCGACGCGCCCGAGCACUGCUAUGGGUGGCUCCGUGGGCCGCCGCCUGGACAGCGCGUCCCUCGGCCAUCGCCUCGACAGCGGCACCUUCCGACGGCCUGACACCAGCUUGAGCGGUGCGACAAGCGUCAGUGGACGGAGCGCGGCGAGCUCGACGAGCCGGCGGAUCACAGAUCCGCUGCGUACGCCCGGCCCAGGACCGCGCACGCUGAAUGCGUUCCGCGCGGCCGGCGUGUUCGACGAGGACGACCCGCUGGCUAGCGCGAAGAGCAGGAGCUCAGAAGACGUGCUGGAGAAAAGUCGCACUGCGCUCGAGCGAAGCGCGAAUGUGCUCGACCGCACACGCAGUCCGAGUAUCUCGCUCACGCGCAGCGGAUCGGUCUUGGGCAGUGUGCGGGGCAAGUACCCGCAGGGAAUGCGUGGUCCGUCUGAGCUGGGCGAGCGGCGGGUCAGCGCUCGCAAGGCAAGCUGGACCUCGGCAGGCCCGACCAGUCCUGGGCCGACACAUCUGGCGGACAGUCCUACCUUUACGUUCAGCACGCCACGAAGCGCGUCGACGGCGCCGACAAGCGUCAGCGGCGGCUCGCACGACGACGAACUUCGCGAGCUGCAGGCGAAGCACGCGGACGAGAUGGCUGCGCUGCUCGGUGCGCUUGGCGAUGCCCAGCGGUCAGCACGUCUCCUUCGUAGCGAGAACGGCGAGCUGCGCGAGCGCGCCGACGAGAUGGCCGACGAGGUCGAGCGCCUUCAGGCUGAGCGCUCCCGGAAUACGGAGCUCGUUGCGCGGCUUGAGGAGCAGCUCGAGUUCGUGCAGAAGGAGCGGGACGACAUGCGCGCCGCGGUCGAGGAGAUGGCUGCGGAGAUGGAGCGCAUGCGCAACGAGGGAGAGGCUUGGAUGCGCGAACGCGACGAGGACACGCGGGAGCGCGAGCGCCUGCGGAAGAAACUCGCUGAGACCAGCGUUGCCCUACGCAUGGCGGAGGUGCGCGCACGGCUAAACUCGUCGGGAGGGUCAGAGAGCGCAGGGAACACCACAUUGACAGCGCACGGGCUUUCGCAUGCCACGUCACUGACGCUCCUCAACGGCAGUGUCAAGGGCUUCGGAAGCGAGGCCAAUGAUAGUCUGCAUUCGUCGCCAUUACUCUUGAUGGGUGGUGGUGGCUCUCCCUUGCGUGACACUUCCCCCUUACAUCUACGCGCCGGCUCCGUCGACUGGGAGGGUGAGUCGGAUGUUGGCGAGCGCACGCGGAGGUUCAACGACGGCCGACGUGGCAGCAUCACCAACUCUCAUUCCCGCUCAGGUUCGUCCUCAAACGGUCGCUUGCGCGCAUCGCGUCGGCUAAGUGGCGCGUCCUCGGUCUUCCCCACCUUGCCGAACAACAUGUCCAGUGCUCUGUUUCAUGGAUCUGUUGGGAGGACUGCAUUGGAUCUUACACAUCAUACCAAAAUACUAACCCGCAUGCUGCACUUUAUCCUUACCUUAUUGUGACUGGGGCGCUCGCCCUCACUUUGCACUGACCCAUUCGCACUUACCACGCGUUCACUUCGUUCGUUAACUUCUUUGACUGUGGUUCCCGGCUCUCUUCAUCAGACUUGGUCUUCCUUCGCUACCUCUUUGCUGUUCGAUUUGCUUUGUACUUGUCUCCGUUGAUCACACGGACUGCACACCGCACACACUGGAUCCAUAAAACUAAUUAACCGUAUCUAUUUGUGUA